Zingiber officinale is the source of this 1431-nucleotide messenger RNA. RefSeq names its product ethylene-responsive transcription factor RAP2-13-like. Bases 1 to 1002 code for a protein of 333 amino acids. Gene Ontology annotation, biological process: regulation of DNA-templated transcription. Gene Ontology annotation, molecular function: DNA binding; DNA-binding transcription factor activity. The record is from RefSeq and is a predicted model, not a curated record. The transcript has a single exon. Lineage: Eukaryota; Viridiplantae; Streptophyta; Magnoliopsida; Zingiberales; Zingiberaceae.
AUGGAAGAAGAAGGAAACAGUGAUCGAGGAGGGAAACAGAAGAAUGUGCUUCAGCAAGAGCAACAUUCCCUGCUUCCUUCAAAAAGAGUUCGAAGUCCGAAUUUAAUCCAUGAAUCUUCCUCUGCUUCACUGCCAUCGUUUCCUCGAUUUCUUCCUGAUUUUAACUCUCAGCCUAAGUUUCCAUUUGCUUCUGGCAGCUCUGUUCCUGUUGCUGUCGCCCCAAGAAUUGCAGCUCACACUAACUCUGUUCCAUUAACGGCGGUCGAGCAAUCGCCGCUGAUGUAUGCAACGUCGGAUCAUCGGCAGACUCACCACGAGCAACUCCUCAGGUACCACUACUGGAACGCAGCGCUCAAUGGCGUCGGUCCUCUGUUCCUGCGCCCGGCAGCGCCUUCGCUGGCCCGGGCCAAGCUCUACCGCGGGGUAAGGCAGCGGCACUGGGGAAGGUGGGUGGCAGAGAUCCGCAUUCCCCGCAACCGGAGCCGCCUGUGGCUCGGCACCUUCAACACUGCCGAGGAGGCCGCUCUCGCCUACGACCGCGAGGCCUUCAAGCUGCGCGGCGAGAGCGCGAAGCUCAACUUCCCCAAUCUUUUUCACGGGGAAAGCAGAGACGUAGCUUUGUGCUCCACCAUGACCUCCUCCACCAGCACCGCGGCUUCCUCCUCGUCCUCCUCUUCUCCGCGUGAUUCUGCCAAGGCCCCGAGCUUAGCUCCAAGCUCGGCGCCAGCUUCACCAUUUCCGAUGUUUCCGGAGAUGCCUGAAAUGUCAUGGGAGAGCGUUCAAGAGGAGGCGUGGUUCAACGCGUGGGGGCCGGGGAGCUCCAUUUGGGACGACGUCGAUGGAGCCAGCAGAUUACUCUUCCAAUCCAGGCUCGCCACCAUAUCUGAGGCACCGGAAACUGAUCCGCCCUCAAGUUCCACACUGCCAUUGCCGCCGCCGGCCACUCAGGAGACGACCACCUCUUCUCCUCCUCCUCCUUCCAUGGUUUUGUGGAAGAAGUGAGUCGUUGCAUUGCAUUUAUACGAAUCAAUGACUUCAACUACUGCAUGAGAUUAAGCAUUAAACCAUCAUUAUUUGUCACAUAUUUAGUUCUUUGUUUGACCAUGAGUAAUAAAUUCAUCUCCAACUCUUCUUGGUUGUCGAGAUUUCUCCAAGUGCUUCAAUCCUGUAGUUUGAAUCAGGUGCAUUUCUCUUUUCUAGCCCUAGGCAUUGCAUGAUAUGAAGCAGGGCACAUCAAUGGUGAGCAGUGCGUAGCUCCAGUCGAGUACUUAGUGGGUUUGUUUAUCCAACGAGAUUACAAGAUAUCAAUAAACAUCCUCAAUCAACUCAAUGCUUCAACAUCCCAAACCUUUUAUUCCCUCUGCACCUCAAAAUUUUACAAGCAAUUUCUCCAAACACUUAAUGAAAGCUUCACAUGGCACAACUCAACUA